Molecule: messenger RNA, 795 nt
Organism: Pipra filicauda (Wire-tailed manakin)
Lineage: Eukaryota; Metazoa; Chordata; Aves; Passeriformes; Pipridae
Gene: SMIM24
Product: small integral membrane protein 24
Exons: 3
Coding region: 79-492 (137 amino acids)
Source: RefSeq, a predicted model, not a curated record
CCCCACGCUCUGCCGGGCACGGGUGGGCUAUGUCGGAGGUGGCUUCCUUGGCACCCGAGGGAUAGCGGGAAGGGGGGAAUGAUGAGUGUCUGCCAAUGUCCUCUGGUGUCCCCAGUGUGCUCCCCACAACUGGGGCCCCGUACCAGGGUUUGGGGGAUCCCAUCCCUUGCAGGAUGGAGCUGCUCUGAAGCUGUCCCCAUCCCCAUCUCUUGCCAUCCCCUGUACCCGUUCCCCUGCCAUGUAGGCACCGGCCCAAAGGUGCUGCAGCCUUGGCUCCUGGGCCUCACGGUCGUCGUCGUCUUCCUCUUCGUCGUCUUCGUGGUGCUGAUCAUUAACCGGUUCUGGAGUCUCAGGAAGCGCAGGAAGCAGAGCGACUACCCGGAGACCAAGGGGACUGACAGGAUGGAGCGCUUCAGCCACGACAACCCGGCGGCCGAGGACAGCGACGAGGAGAGCGGCGGCAAGAAGGAAUCCAACGCCACGUCCCUCUGAGCCCCCCUGGCCCCCACUGCCCACCCCGGGGCGCCGUCGCCGGGCACGGCGCCCUCACCCCGUCCGCGGGUGCGGCUCCGCGCCGGGUUUCGGAGGCAGCCGCGGCCACGGUGGCACCUCCCGCCCCGCGGCCGCCCCGGCUGCGGCCAAGACCCGGCAUGGAUUCUCCGUCCGCCGGAGCGGAGUGGGGGGGAGGGCGGUGGCCGGGAACCGUAGCGGGACCCCCUGACCCCCCCCAGCCCUGGGCUGGCGGUGGGUCCCAGCCCCCUUCCCAGUCGUGCCCAGUAAAGGUCCCCAGCCUGC